Molecule: messenger RNA, 447 nt
Organism: Schizophyllum commune H4-8
Lineage: Eukaryota; Fungi; Basidiomycota; Agaricomycetes; Agaricales; Schizophyllaceae
Exons: 1
Source: RefSeq, a predicted model, not a curated record
CUGACGACUUGCUUCGCCACAGGGCACGGCACCUCCGUUGUCUACCUAGAUCGCGCUGCAGUCACGAAGUAUGUCUCCGUCGAGCCCAGCGCCGCUAUGCACGGCCGCAUCCGACGGACAACCAAGAAUUCCGGCUUCGCAUACCAGGACGGCUCCUUGAUCAUAAUGGGCUGCAGAAUCGAGGACAUCGCCGCGAUACGUGGGGCGCUCCGAGGGAAUGGCCCCUGCCCAAAUAUGCUCAUCUCUGUCCUCGCGCUGUGCUCCGUCCCUAGCUCCCGGGUGACCAUCCGCGCGCUGUUGCGCGACCCGCUUGAGCCUGUAGGCACGCUGCUUUCGCACGAGCAUGUGCUGAGUCACCGGCUGGAUGUCGCUUGGUGGCAUUUCGGUCAUCUCGCGGCGCGAAAGGAGGUACGCCAGUCGUUCUUCACUCAAUCUCCAGUACACUGA